This is a messenger RNA of Musca domestica (house fly), 892 nucleotides long. RefSeq names its product glutathione S-transferase 1 (gene GstE11). NCBI's taxonomy places the organism in Eukaryota, Metazoa, Arthropoda, Insecta, Diptera, Muscidae. Gene Ontology annotation, molecular function: glutathione transferase activity. Gene Ontology annotation, biological process: glutathione metabolic process. The record is from RefSeq and is a predicted model, not a curated record. The coding region runs from base 95 to 784 and encodes 229 amino acids. The transcript has 3 exons.
AGUUGGAAUUUAUUCUUCUCAGAGAAAGGUUGGUUGAUCUGGCGCUGCGUUGGCUUAUCUUUCGAGAGCUUAGUUUAGUGAGCCGAUCAACACCAUGUCGAAGAAACCCGUUUUGUACUAUACUCCACGUAGUCCACCAUGCCGGGCCGUUUUGUUGACAGCUGCCGCAUUGGGAGUUGAAUUGGAAUUGAGGGCCAUGAAUUUAAAGGAUGGUGAUCACUUGACACCAGAAUUUUUAAAAUUAAAUCCCCUGCACACAAUUCCCGUUUUGGACGAUGACGGUGUGGUCAUUACCGAUUCCCAUGUCAUCUGCUCGUAUCUGGCCGAUAAAUAUGCCGUCGAAGAGACCUGGUAUCCCAAAGACAAAUUGAAACGCAUGGAAGUGGAUGCCCGUCUCUAUUUCGAUUGUGGCCAUCUGUUCCCCAGGGUACGAGUUAUGGUGGAGCCCAUCAUCUAUUUUGGCCACCAUGAAAUCGAACCCCAGAAAGUUGCCUACAUGCAAAAAGCCUACGAUGGCCUGGAGAAGGCUUUGGCCAAUUCCAAAUAUUUGUGCGGUGAUCAUUUGACCAUUGCCGAUUUGUGUUGUGUGGCCUCCGUCUCGACUGGCAUGUUGUUUGCCCCCAUCGAAGAGGAGAAAUUUCCCAAGCUAAAGGAUUGGGUUGAACGUCUCUCGGAAUUGCCCUACUACAAGAAAAACAAUCAAGAAGGUGCUGAGAUUCUGUUCAAUUUUGUCAAUGCCAAAAUGGCAGAAAACAAGAAAGCCAAAGAAGAAAGUUCGUCGUAAAUGAAGUGGAUUUGAGACUUGCUUUUGACAUUCUCGUUAUGCCGGCAUACACAUAUGGAGAUCGCACACACACACAUAACUAUGAGUAAAAAUAAAAACAUAAAUCUA